GCAAGUAUUUAGAGUUAGACCGAUCUUCUGCAAACUACAAUCCAAAUAAAUAACGAUAUAAACGAUCCUAUUUUUCAAUGCCCACAACCUGUUUGAUAAAAUGCCUGAAAGAAAUAAUAUUAUCCAUUUGUUACUAAAUUUCUCUCUUUUUCAGCUGGGUACAUCUGAUAUACUUAUACAGUAAUAUACGUAACUAGCCCCUGAUAGAAAGAUGGGUUUGCGCGAUAUGGCGAUGAGAAGCAAAGCAAUUAUCAAAUGGCCAAAACAAGUAACCACAACUUUAGUUUGGCAGUUGAUUAAAGCUGAAAAAAAUGUAGAAAAAGCUGUAAUGCUAUUUGAUUCCGCAACAGCAGAGUAUGCUAAUGGAUUUCAACACGAUGACAAGACUUACGGGCUUAUUAUCUCGAAGUUGUUGUCUGCAAAUCAGUUUAAAUUUGCAGAGGAUUUUGUUGAAAGAAUGAGAAAAGAGGAAUGUAAAGUUACUGAAGAAAUACUUUUAUCUAUAUGCAGAGCUUACGGACGGGUGCAUAAGCCUCAUGACGUUAUGAGGAUUUUCGGAAAGAUGAAGGAAUAUGAAUGUGAACCCACGUUGAAAGGUUAUGUUACGGUGUUCUCGAUUCUUGUUGAUGAAAACCAGUUGAAAGUAGCUUUGAAGUUCUACAAGUAUAUGAGACAGUUGGGUUUUCCUCCAAAUGUUCCUUCGCUUAAUGUCUUGAUUAAAGCACUUUCCAAGAAUAGUGGAACCAUGGAUUCUGCAAUUAGGAUAUUUCGUGAAAUGCCUAAACACGGGUGUAUUCCAGAUACUUACACAUAUGGCACACUGAUUAACGGGUUGUGUAGAUUGGGGAAGGUUAGUGAAGCCAAGGAGCUUCUAAAGGAGAUGGAGAGUAAAGGCUGUUCACCAAGUGUUGUCACCUACACAAGUUUAAUUCACGGGUUAUGCCAAUUGAAUAAUUUGGAUGAAGCUAUGAGAUUUCUUCAAGAAAUGGAGGAUAAGAGUAUUAUUCCUAAUGUUUAUACAUACAGUUCUCUUAUAAAUGGUCUUUGCAAAAACGGGCGGAGUUCUGAGGCCAUGGAGCUCUUGGAGGUGAUGGUUGGAAAACGCCAUAGGCCCAAUAUGGUAACUUACAGCACGUUACUUCAUGGAUUAUGUAAAGAAAGGAACCUCCUUGAUGCUUUAAAGAUAUUUGAUAGGAUGAAGCUUCAAGGGUUAAAACCAGAUGCGGGUCUGUAUUGGAAAGUUAUAGAAAUCUUUUGUGACGAUCAGAAAUUUCAAGAAGCGGCAAACUUUCUUGAGGAAAUGGUAUUUGAAGGAAUUCCAGUAAAGCGAGUAACUUGGAGUCUUCAUUUUAAGAUUCAUAAUACUGUGGUUCGAGGUCUUUGUAGAGUGAAUGAUUCAAACCGUGCAUUUUCGUUAUACCAUAGUAUGCGGAGUAAGGGAAUUUGUGUUGAUGCUGAAACUUUUGAAUUUCUGGUUGGUCUUUUUUGUAAGAAACAUGAUGUUUAUAAGGCCAUUCGUGUCUUUGAUGAGAUGGUAAUUGAUGGAUGCAUUCCUAGUAAAGAUACAUGGUGUGAUUUGGUGCGUAGAGUCUGGGUAAAACAAAAGGCGCAAGAAGCUAAUGACUUUAUAAAUGAACUUGUAGCUGUAAAUCAGAUUUGACAUUUAACCAUUUAUAGGACAGAGGACAUAAUAUGCAAAAGCCAAUGCUAGUCCAAGCAGCACAAUUUCUCUUUCUAUUCAAUUCAGAUUCAAGUCUGCAACAAAAUUUCGUGCCAUCUCAAAGUAUUUAACUAAAUGUUGCACGAUAAGUCAAGAGUGAAGCUAUGACCCAAGUUUUUUGUUCAAGAUCUUGGUUCUCUCUAAGAAUCUGUGAGGCUCAAUGAAAACCAUGAAAAAUCACUAAGGGCUGAAAAGCCACAGUUGACCAGGUGUCUUAACCCUGAUAGCUAAAGUGAGUUACAAAGCAAGAACCAGCCUGAUGAGCUAACAUGUUCAUGCUCAUAGAUUUGGGUAACAAUCUCUAUUCAAUCUUAAUAUUGACUUUUUUUUAUCUAUAUUUGGUCAUUUUGGUUCUUGAAUACUCUGAAAUGUUCUUGUCGGAUUUUCUUUUAGUUUUGAAUAAUGAGUUAUGGUUUUAUGA
Messenger RNA from Erigeron canadensis, 2141 nucleotides. Its product is annotated as pentatricopeptide repeat-containing protein At5g46100. The transcript is spliced from 2 exons. The record is from RefSeq and is a predicted model, not a curated record. Gene Ontology annotation, molecular function: protein binding. NCBI's taxonomy places the organism in Eukaryota, Viridiplantae, Streptophyta, Magnoliopsida, Asterales, Asteraceae. Bases 212 to 1660 code for a protein of 482 amino acids.